GGCAGCGGGGCCGAGCCGGGGCGCCUCGGGGAGUGUCACCUCCGUGUCCCGCCCCGGCGAGCCGUGCCGGGGUCCCGGGGCAGCGGCGCAGCCUCCGUGGGGGCGGAGGUGCAGCGCCAUCAAUAUUGCAGCAGGUGAAUGCUCCUGCCGAGGACGGCGGCGGCGGCCGUGACCCGGCGGGCAGUGCCGGGGCUCUUCUGCCAGAGGCCCCCGCCGGACCCUCGGGAGCCUUCCCCAGCGCCUGCCCAGUCUGUGCCCCUGGCUGAGGAGAGCAGCAGCGUUGGCUGGAGGGCGCUGGCAGCAUGAGCUCGGAGCGGGACUCGGAGACCACUCUGGAUGAGGACUGGCAGCCCAACGACGAGGAGGUGCCCUACAGCGACGACGAGACGGAGGAGGAGCCUGGCAGCGGGCAGCCCGCGGGCGAGCCGGGGCAGUGCCCUGCCAAGGGGCACGGCCGGGAGGGCUGCCAGGCGCUGCGGAGAGAGGGCGGCUGGCAGGUGAGGGCCAACGAUCGGCGCUUCCAUGAGCAGCCUCGCUCCCAGACGAGAGCCUUCCUCUGCCUCCGCCGGAGCAAGUACGCGGGCAAUGCCAUCAAGACCUACAAGUACAACCCCAUCACGUUCCUGCCCCUCAACCUCCUUGAGCAGUUCAAGAGAGCAGCCAACUUCUACUUCUUGGUGCUUCUCGUCCUGCAGUCCGUGCCCCAGAUCAGCACCCUGUCCUGGUACACCACGCUGGUGCCCCUGCUGCUGGUGCUGGGCAUCACUGCCGUCAAAGACCUGGUGGACGACAUCGCUCGCCACAGGAUGGACCGCGAGGUGAACAACAGGAGCUGCGAGGUCAUCAGGGACGGCAGGUUCAAGCCCAGCAAGUGGAAGGAUGUGCAAGUGGGGGACAUCAUCCGCCUGCGGAAGAACGCUCUGGUGCCCGCCGAUGUGCUGCUGCUCUCCAGCUCGGAGCCCAACAGCCUCUGCUACGUAGAGACUGCUGAGCUCGACGGAGAGACCAACCUGAAGUUCAAGAUGGCCCUGGAGGUGACACACAGGCACCUUCAGGAGGAGGGUGCCAUGGCAGCCUUUGACGGGCUGGUGGAGUGUGAGGAGCCCAACAACAGGCUGGACAAGUUCGCAGGGGCCCUGGUGUGGAGGCACAGGAGCUACCCCCUGGACGCCGACAAGGUGCUGCUGCGGGGCUGCCGGAUCAGGAACACAGACUUCUGCCACGGCAUGGUCAUUUUCGCAGGUGCUGACACAAAGAUCAUGAAGAACAGCGGGAGGACGAGGUUCAAGAGGACCAAGAUCGACUCCCUGAUGAACUACAUGGUCUACACUAUCUUUGUUGUGCUGAUCCUGCUGUCGGCCGGGCUGGCCAUCGGCCACACCUACUGGGAGCAGCAGGUGGGCAACGCUUCCUGGUACCUGUACGACGGGCAGGACAGCAGCCCUCCCUACCGCGGCUUCCUCGCCUUCUGGGGCUACCUGAUCGUGCUCAACACCAUGGUGCCCAUUUCCCUCUAUGUCAGCGUGGAAGUGAUCCGCUGGGGCCAGAGCUGCUUCAUCAACUGGGACCUGCAGAUGUACUGCCCCGAGCGGGACACGGCUGCCAAGGCCAGGACCACCACCCUGAACGAGCAGCUGGGGCAGGUGGGCUACAUCUUCUCAGACAAGACGGGCACCCUGACCCAGAACGUCAUGGCCUUCAAGAAGUGCUGCAUCCGCGGGCACCGAUACGGAGACUGCCGGGACGCGGCGGGGCAGCCGCAGAGCCACCCAGAGCAGGUGGACUUCAGCUGGAACGAGCAUGCGGAUGGCAAGUUCCUGUUCUACGACCACUGCCUGAUCGAGCAGCUGAGGAGUGGGAAGGAGCCGGAGCUGCAGCAGUUCUUCCUCCUGCUGGCAGUCUGCCACACCGUCAUGGUGGACACCUGCGACGACACAGGCCAGCUGAGCUACCAGGCUGCCUCCCCGGACGAGGGGGCGCUGGUGACGGCUGCCAGGAACUUCGGGUACGUGUUCCUGUCGCGCACGCAGAGCAGCAUCACGGUCAGCCAGAUGGGGCUGCGGAGCACCUACCAGGUGCUGGCCAUGCUGGACUUCACCAGCGACAGGAAGCGCAUGUCCGUCAUCCUGCGAGGGGCAGACGGCCGCAUCAGGCUGUACUGCAAGGGGGCCGACACGGUGAUCUACGAGCGGCUGCACCCCCGCAGCCCCCAGAGGGAGGCCACGCAGGAGGCCCUGGAUGUCUUCGCCAGUGAAACCCUGCGCACGCUGUGCCUGUGCUACAGGGACAUCAGCCAGGGCGAGUUCGAGGCCUGGCAUCGCAGCUUCCUGGAGGCCAGCCUGGCGAAAUGCCACCGGGAGCAGGCCCUGGACAGGGUCUACGAGGAGAUAGAGAAGGACCUGAUUCUGCUCGGUGCCACUGCUAUUGAAGACAAGCUACAGGAUGGAGUUCCAGAGACCAUUUCCAGGCUUUCCAAAGCAGACAUCAAGAUCUGGGUGCUGACUGGUGACAAGAAAGAGACUGCUGAGAAUAUUGGCUUUGCCUGCGAGCUGCUGACAGAGGAAACCACCAUCUGCUACGGAGAGGACACCAGUGCACUGUUGCAGCGCAGGCUGGAGGAGCAGAGGCACAGAGCUGGCUCGGCUGCACCUUCCUCCCUCGGCAUGAAGGAGCCCUUCUUCCAGGACAGCAGAGAUCGAGCCUUGAUCAUCACUGGCUCCUGGCUGAACGAAAUCCUGCUGGAGAAGAAAAAGAAGAGGAAGAAACUGAAGCUGAAGUUCCCUCGGACGGCAGAGGAGAAGCAGAAGCAGCUGGAGAAGAGGAGGAGGGCGGAGGCGGAGAAGGAGCAGCGGCAGCAGAACUUCGUGGAGCUGGCCUGCGAGUGCCGCGCGGUCAUCUGCUGCCGCGUCACGCCCAAGCAGAAGGCCACGGUGGUGGAGCUGGUGAAGAGGUACAAGAAGGCCAUCACCCUGGCCAUUGGGGACGGCGCCAACGACGUCAGCAUGAUCAAGACUGCCCACAUUGGGGUUGGCAUCAGCGGCCAGGAGGGGAUGCAGGCUGUCAUGUCCAGCGACUACUCCUUCGGGCAGUUCCGCUACCUGCAGAGGCUGCUGCUGGUGCACGGCCGCUGGUCCUACAUCAGGAUGUGCAAGUUCCUCAGAUACUUCUUCUACAAGAACUUUGCCUUCACGCUGGUGCACAUCUGGUACUCCUUCUUCAACGGCUUCUCUGCCCAGACAGCCUACGAGGACUGGUUCAUCACGCUCUACAACGUGCUCUACUCCAGCCUGCCGGUGCUGCUCGUGGGGCUGCUGGACCAGGACGUGAGCGACAGGCUGAGCCUGCGCUUCCCCAGGCUGUACGUGCUGGGGCAGAGGGAUUUGCUCUUCAACUACCAGAAGUUCUUCCUGAGCUUGCUGCACGGAGCCGUCACCUCCUUGGUCGUGUUCUUCAUUCCCUACGGUGCCUACCUGAAGAGCAUGGGCCAGGACGGGGAGGCGCCCUCAGACUACCAGUCCUUCGCAGUCACCGCCGCCUCCUCGCUCGUCUUCGUCGUCAACCUGCAGAUCGGGCUGGACACGUCCUACUGGACCUUCGUCAACGCCUUCUCCGUCUUCGGCAGCAUCGCCCUCUACUUCGGCAUCACCUUCGACUUCCACAGCGCCGGCAUCCACCUGCUCUUCCCUUCUGGCUUCCAGUUCACGGGAGCGGCUCCCAACGCGCUGCGGCAGCCCUACCUCUGGCUGACCAUGAUCCUGUCCGUGGCCGUCUGUCUGCUGCCUGUGCUGGCUCUGCGCUUCCUCUGCACCACCCUUUGGCCGCUGGACAGCGACACAGUGCGGCGGCAGCGCAGGAAGCUCCUGGCCGAGGAGCAGCAGUGGCGGCGGCGGCCGAGCUCGCUGCGCCGGGGGGUGUCCGCCCGCCGCUCCGCCUACGCCUUCUCGCACCAGCGAGGCUACGCCGACCUCAUCGCCUCGGGCCGCAGCCUGCGCAAGCGCCGGGCGCCGCUCGAUGCCGUGCUGGGCAGCGCGGCCCCCGGGGAGGCUCCCGGCACCGGCUGAGCCUGGCGCGGACCGGCUUCGUGCCCGGGCUCCGCACGGCAGCGCCCGGCUUCGGGCGCGCUGGGACUUGAGCCGGCGGCAGAGCCUGCCAGGGCCUUGGUGGCUGCCGCGGCGCCGCCGGGCCGGGCGCUGCGGGCGGCUCUCUGCGCUGUGCGGGGCGCCCUGUGCGGGGCUGGCAGAGCGCAGCCUUGGCAGUGGCUCUGCCGGUGCCGCUCCUCGCCUCGCCGUGCUGCUCAGCAGGGCCCCGCUGGCACGGCAGCCUGGGCUGUGGCAGAGUGUUGGGCACCCAUGUCCUUACUGCUCUGGGUCCUCUGCCUUUCUGCACCAGCUGCCUGCAGCCUGCUGUGCUGUAGGAGAGGUGGCUGGCAGCAUCCCCGUGCUGCUGCCCCAGCCCUGCUGCCCCAGCCAGCUCCUGGACUUCCCCUGCAGCAGAGAUGCCCAAACCAGGAGUUGGCAGCUCCCUGUCUCUUGCUCUUCGCAGCUCUGCCUGCCUCUCCCCGGCCGUCUGUCUGUCUGUAUUUAUGAGCUGAUCUCCGGGGGCUGCCCCUUCAGCUGGCAGCGCUGACUGCAUUGCAGGGCGAGCCAACCUGGAGGGCAUGACCUGCACAGGGUCCCCUUUAGGUGGAAGAGGCUUCCCUCAGCUGCCAGUCAGUCCUCACUGUGUAAAGUGCCGUCGGGGGAGGCUCUCCACACUUGCACGUGCCCUUCCAGUCGGGGGUGCGAGUGCUGCGCUCAGCCUGCCCCCUCUGGUUCCUGAGGUGGUCCUCUAGUCCCAGCCCUGCCCUGCAGCUCCGGCGUAGUGCAGUGAUGUACAUUUCAAGAGUGUCAUGCAAAUAAAGGUUUUAAUGUUUA
Molecule: messenger RNA, 4913 nt
Organism: Pogoniulus pusillus (Red-fronted tinkerbird)
Lineage: Eukaryota; Metazoa; Chordata; Aves; Piciformes; Lybiidae
Gene: ATP8B1
Product: ATPase phospholipid transporting 8B1
Exons: 29
Coding region: 303-4061 (1252 amino acids)
Biological process (GO): phospholipid translocation; Golgi organization
Cellular component (GO): plasma membrane; trans-Golgi network
Molecular function (GO): ATP hydrolysis activity; magnesium ion binding; ATPase-coupled intramembrane lipid carrier activity
Source: RefSeq, a predicted model, not a curated record